UUGAUUUAGAGCGUCUCCAAAUUUUUUUUCCAACAACUUAAUUAGGCAAUUACGCAGCGAUUAUGCAUUGUAUGGCUAGUUAUUCAUAUUACUUAGAAAGGCAGUAGCUUACGUGAGUGAAAAGUGCAUACAAUUGAGACAAGGCGGAGCAAGUGUUAUUAUCCUGGGCGCUUCCUUUGUUGUUGUUGUUCUUGCUGGGCUUGUUGCAGCUGCUCACGUACAUACAAUUACACACAGCGUAAGUGCAGCUACGUCAGAAAGCCAAUAAUGGAUAUGGAAUACGUGAAUAUCAAUGAAUUUAAUGACCUCGAGCUGGCGACGCGCAUGCGCACCUGCAAUUAUGAAAAAUUCAAAUCCCUAGUGCGCAUGCAUCUCUCGUUUGAGUUGGAAUUGAAUACUGAUGAAUUCGAUUUAGCUUGCCAUGAGAUUGUAUAUGAGGACAAGGGUAAGCUAAAGAAAUGGAAUCGACUGUCCAAGAAGCAUAGAUUGGGUCACACAGGCGCUGCUGCUGGUGUGGCAGGUUGUACCGCUGGCGCUGGAAGCAAAUCCUUAGGCAACAGUCCCACGGAGGGAUUGCAGCAACAAAUAGAUCCAGGCUUUCAGUUGCAUAUGCUGGAACUCAAAGAGUUUCUGAUGCUUGACAAGAACAUAACACAGGAGGGUCUGUUUCGAAAGGGCGGCGCCGUCUCAAGACAAAACGAACUACGUUUGCAUAUACAGCAGGACAAGCCGCUGGAGCUGGAGCAGGCGGGAUUUUCUGCGCAUGAUUGCGCUACAGUAUUCAAAAGCUUUCUGGCUGAGCUGCCUGAGCCGCUAAUGACAGACGCACAUUAUCCAGCGCAUCUACAAAUAGCACCACUCUGUCAGGCCUUGACUCAGCCUACGCAGGGUAAUUUGGAGCGUCAGCUGCAUCUGUUGCAUUCAGUGCAGUUGCUGCUGCUGUUGCUGCCGGAGGAGCACCGAGAUCUAUUGAAGCAUAUAAUGGAAAUGCUGCAUGCUGUGGCGUUGCACGAAGACAGCAAUAAAAUGUCGGCGGAUAACUUGGCGACACUUUUUGCGCCGCAUCUUAUUUGUCCGCGUAAUCUGCCGCCCGAGGUGCUGCACUAUACGGCCAAGCGUAUGUGCAGCAUUGUGGCUUAUAUGAUAGUGCGUGGCCUGGAGAUCUUUGCCGUGCCCGCCAAGCUGUCCACAGAUAUACGGGCGUACUUUCUUGAACGCAAACGCAAGAAAACCAUGUCGCCGGAGCAAACGCUUGACGAAUCAAUCUCGGACAUCUCCACGGUCAACACGGUGUACACUUUUGUAGAUCGUGCCGCCACCGCAGCGGCCACCAACUCCAACAAUACGGACACGGAGCUGGCGCAGCUUUAUGCGCAUAUACAAAGUUUGCCUGAAUCUUCAAAGAAAAGACGGCUAAUUAAGCAGUUUAAUAAGCAAAAUGGACAGGGCACUCCCUUGCAGCUGGUGGUAAUGAAUCGUUUGAAGAACAAUGAGGCCACGCGCAGCGCCAAAUCUCUGGGUGACUCUAUCAAGAAGCAUAUUUUCCACAAGAGUCUCAUGUCGCGUACACCGAAGCGUGCGCCUGCCUUGCCGGCCAUGUCUGGAGCUGAGACGCCUAAUUUGUCGCAUGCCAAGGCGCCCAAACUGCGCGUGCUCUUUCAGAGUCCGUUGCCAGCGACGCCGACAGCUCCGUUACGCAGCAUGCCCCACUCAUCUGGCACUAACACACUGCACAUGCUUCAAAAAUCCAUUUCAUCCACAUCAUUGAAGCUUGAUUCAUGCUCGGACAGCAGCAAUAGCUGCGGCGCCGCUAACACCAGCCACUCGGCGCCAGUUAGUCGCCAACAGUCGCAGGAGCAGCCGACAGCGCAGCUGUCCGAGCUGGAUGAAGUGGACGAUUGCUGUGGCACGCCGCUGAAGCUCAUCACGGCGGCGGCCAAACAGCUUAUUAGUGAUAAGAAAAGCGUGGUCUGGAAUGAACGUCGUCUGUUGGAUAUUGAAGAAUACUCAAAUCCUUGUACACCUGUGCAGCAAUCCUCGCGCUACAAGUCUGAGCCUAAUCUUUGUAGUCUGGCACCGCAGGUGCAUGACGAGGAUGCUGCACUAACACCCAUUGCAGAGAUCUCGGCUACAGCAACCAAUCAUGGCAGCGGCAUGGGCAAAUCGCUGACGCGUAAGCUCAUGAAAGGCGUCAGCAUGGGCAAUCUGCGUUUUCCCUUUAGCACGCCAGAGACAACUAAACGCUUGGUGCGCAGCGUCUCGGCUACGUUGAAGCGUCGUCCGAGCGGCAGUGACGAGGUCAAGCAGGAGCAUGCAGACGCGCCGCUGUUGGAGGAUGUUGACGACAGCGAUGUGGAGGAGGAUGAAGAUGAAAAGCCAGCGGACGAUGAUGAUGAAGACACAUUGUCUGAGGUAAAUGGCAGCUCCAGUGAACUGCCUGGCGCUGGCUAUCAUCAACAGCUGCUGCAGAGUAGCGUCUAUCGCAACUUGGAUCUCAUUACCAGCACGCCAGCGAUGCAUAUGGGACGACGUUCUAUGUCGCCCAUAACUAAAUCUACACAACGCAUGCCCAAAUCCAUGCAGGAGUCCAUAAUGACGCCACGUUCUCGCAAGCCUGUGAUGCUGCUUGCUGCGCUGGGUAAUAUUGACAAGCAGCAGCAACAGCUGUUUGCUGAGCCAGCGGAUGAAGAUGCAGAUGCGCUGUUGUCCAGCAAGCAGCUGGAGCCGCCGGUACUGCAUAGCGAAGAUGCCACUUCUCUAGGUGGCUAUGCUGAAAUCCUGCGGCGUCAGCAAAGCUUUAUGGGCGGCUCGCUGCUAAGUUCACGUCAGCGCACUGACAGCAGCAGCAAUAGCAAUAGCAACGAGGUGGAGCUGGAGUGUAAGCCACACAAUGCGCUGUCCCAUGAUUUCAAGGAAUAUUUGCUUUCACGCAGUGUGCUCACAGCUAGUCCAGCGGAUUUGUCAUUUGCCAGUCGCUCGGAUGAUUUUGGUGGCGCCAACACCACACAGGAUCUUGAGGAUUUCGAUGAAUCAGAGUUGAGUCCCAGUUUGCUGUAUUGCUUGGAUGGCAACGAACCUGCGACUGCUUCGCCUUUGGGUAGCUUUAACAAUGGGCGCAAACGCUCCGCAGACACACCUUUAAAGUGCGCAUUGGAGCCACAUGACGACCAGAACAAGGAGAACAUCUCCAGCAGUAGUGUGGAUGCGGAUGAGCAUUUGCGCACCAAGAAACUGCUGAUUACUUCGCACGUGGAGUAUCCCGGCGAGACGGCACUAUAG
Molecule: messenger RNA, 3279 nt
Organism: Drosophila busckii
Lineage: Eukaryota; Metazoa; Arthropoda; Insecta; Diptera; Drosophilidae
Gene: RhoGAP54D
Product: rho GTPase-activating protein 21
Exons: 7
Coding region: 268-3279 (1003 amino acids)
Biological process (GO): signal transduction; regulation of small GTPase mediated signal transduction
Cellular component (GO): cytoplasm
Molecular function (GO): GTPase activator activity
Source: RefSeq, a predicted model, not a curated record